GUUGAGCAACUGCAUGCUGGUCUGCUGUGCUAGAGAGAGAGGGAGAGAGCGAGCUAGAGGACUAAAGUGCUCCUCCUGGAUUUUAUCGGAGCGCUCUCUCUCCUCUCUCGCCUUUCCCUCUACUCCUUGUACACCUCUUGAUAUCCAUUUAACUUGGGGAGGCCCUGUAGAGGACACACAAUGGAGCGAAGAGCCUAUGGCAACUGGGCCGUUGUACUGCUGAGAGGGGGAUGGGGUAGAGAGAGGACCGGCGGUUCACACAGCUAACACAGCCUGCCGGCUGUAGGCUUCCAAAGCCUCUCCUCCCUGCCUGGACCUACUGUUUCCAGACAGGGGCCUUUUUCCUGGAACAGCCACCCUCAAACUCGGCUUGGACAACGCUAAGGAUUACUCACUGUGCUUUCUGGGAUUUUAUGAUACAUAAUACUGGAGCCUGAAGGAUAAAUUCCUCCGGUGUUUUGGUUGAGAGAAAGGGAAAAACAAACUUCAGUGUAAUUCUCGUGUGACCUGUUUUUGGGGGUUUCGCUUUCUGUUUCUGUUUAAAGGAGUUCGUAAAUGGAUUACAUGAUGCAUGCCAAGUCAAACGAUUUGCUGGAUUUUCAAAAACUGGAUGCCCUUCUGGAAAAAAUUGCACAUUCAGUCUCUGUGAAAAGAGAGUCCAGCGAGGAGUGCAAUGGGAUCAGCGGUGCUCUGUCAGUGGAGUCUGUGCCGGGGCCAAGACUAAACUGGUGUCCUGCCAACACCACUACCCCUGCCCCUGCUCCAGCUCCAGCUCCCGCUCCGGGGCCCGAGCCCACGCCCAACCCUUUAAGAAUGGGGGACGGCCUGGACACAGCGCAGAUGUCGGGCAGCAGCAGCAGCAGCCAGGGGCAGGCCCAGGCACCUGGCAACCCUUCACCCCCAGAGUUCAUCAAUCUCAACAGGCCCAAGCGCCAGACUAAUCAGCUACAGUACCUGCUCAAAGUGGUGGUGAAGGCCCUGUGGAAGCACCAGUUUGCCUGGCCCUUCCAUGGACCGGUGGAUGCAGUCAAACUUAACCUGCCUGACUAUUACACAAUAAUCAAAACUCCUAUGGACAUGGGCACAAUCAAGAAAAGGCUCGAGAACAGUUACUACUGGAAUGCCCAAGAAUGUAUUCAAGACUUCAAUACGAUGUUUACUAACUGCUACAUAUACAACAAGCCCGGAGAUGACAUUGUCUUAAUGGCUGAGGCUUUAGAGAAGGUUUUCCUCCAAAAAGUCUCAGAAAUGCCUCAGGAAGAAACUGAGAUUGCUGUCAUGACAGGGAAAGGACGUGGCCGUGGCCGGAAAGACGGAGGUCUAAACUUGAAACCAGGGGCCAUCAUUGAUCCUUCGUCCACAACUCCUCAAACACGUGGUCUGUCAAACCUCUCAGCCGCACCACAGACCAGAGGACCAGGGCAGGGUCCGCCUUCACUACCUCCCCAGCCUUUAAUGCAGGCCCUGCCUUCCCAUGUGCCCCCAACGUUGCCCAACCAUGCACCACAGCUCGGUGCUCCUUACUCCCUUGGUCAACCAGAAUGCGCGCCUCAAGUUCCCAUCAUGACUUCUGUGCCUCCUCCUGCCCAGACCUCACUUCCCCCAGCAUCCAUGCAGAACACUGCCCCGAUGCUGCAAAACCCCAUAACCAUGACCAAACAAAGAAAGAGCCAGAAAAGGAAGGCAGACACUACAACGCCCACAGCAAACGACCAACUGAGUGAAUCUUCGCCAGCAGAGUCCAAAUCUGGGAAGACGCUGCCCAGGCGAGAGAGUACCCGGCCCUCCAAACUCAUAAAGAAGGAUGCCCCAGACUCCCAGCAUCACAUAAGCAUGGGGAUGGGACCAAGUGGAGGUCACAGCCCUAAACCACAGGAUCAGAUUGGAUAUUGUGCAAGCUUAGUCAGGGACAUGCUUUCUAAGAAGCACGCUGCUUAUGCUUGGCCAUUUUACAAACCUGUUGACGUAGACGCCCUGGGACUACAUGAUUAUCAUGAUAUCAUUAAACAUCCCAUGGACCUCAGCACUAUCAAGGUAAAGCUGGAGAACAGGCAAUACCGGGAGCCCCAGGAGUUCGCUGCUGAUGUACGAUUAAUGUUUUCCAACUGCUACAAAUAUAACCCUCCAGACCAUGAGGUGGUGGCAAUGGCACGCAAAUUACAGGAUGUUUUUGAGAUGCGCUUUGCCAAGAUGCCAGAUGAACCUGAGAGCAAACCUCUAGUUUCUGCCCCAGCUCCUACUCUUCACCAUCCUGCCCCCGUCAAGCCCCAGCCUCCUUUGGCCCAUGUCGCUUCAUCAUCAGACAGCUCCAGUGACUCGUCCUCUGAGUCUGAGUCAUCCACUGAUGACUCUGAAGAAGAGAGAGCCCAGAGGUUGGCUGAGCUCCAAGAACAGUUAAAGGCUGUCCAUGAACAGCUGGCUGCACUGUCCCAGCCACAAGCCAGCAAACCAAAGAGAAAAGAGAAGGAAAAGAAAGAGAAGAAAAAAGAUAAACAUAAGAAGAAGGGAGCCAUGCCAGGCCUUGUGGAUGAAAUCCAGGAUGCUACACCUGUCUCACAGCUCAAGAAGACCAAGACUAGUAACAAUAACAACAAAGAGGUUAUUUCCAAGAAAAAACCCAGUAAAAAGGAGACGAUGAAGAGCAAUCAUCCCUCCAACCUGCAGCCUGUUCCAUCUCUGGAGGAUGAACUGGGAGCAGCCGGGUCAUCAGCUACAGGGGAAAAAUGUAAGCCCAUGACCUACGAGGAGAAGAGGCAGCUAAGCUUGGACAUCAACAAACUUCCUGGUGACAAGCUUGGACGUGUAGUGCAUAUCAUCCAGUCCAGAGAACCCUCGCUCAAAAACUCAAACCCUGAUGAGAUUGAGAUUGACUUUGAGACGCUAAAGCCUUCUACUCUGCGCGAGCUGGAGCGAUACGUUUCUUCUUGUCUUCGCAAGAAGAAGAAAAUUCCUGUUGAGAAGCCCGUAGAGUCCUUGUCUGCAUCCAAAAAGAAUGGGUCAUCCUCAGAGAGCAGUGGCUCCAGUUCAGACAGUGAAGCAGAGGGAAUGAUAAAACAGCAGAAGAAGAAGGGUCAGUCUGUGAAAGAGGGGAAAAAGACACAUCUUCAUACACAGGGUGCCCCUGUGCAGCCUGGGCUUCAUGCCCAGCCUGCUGUCCUACAAGCCAAUAGUCAAAUUAAGCAGCAGCAGCAUCAGCAGCAGCAGCAUCAGCCGUCUCCUGCAGGCUUCAUGGCUCCUCCUGUAACUGCUUUGGAGUCUUCACAGAUGCUAGAGACCAGCUUUGAAUCCCUGCCACCAUUCGGACAACCUCUCAUGCAUCUGUCCCAUCAUACGGGCAACUCCUCGCCUCCACCUCCACACCUCAAUGCCCAUUCUGCUGGUCCAGUGUCCCCUGAGACUCACCCCUUCCUCAACCAGCAUCCCGUCCUCCCAUCUCCAGCCUUGCACAGUUCCAUGCCUCAGCAGCCUUCUCGACCCAGUCACAAGGCAGCACCUCUUCAUCCGAAACCCCCCCAGCAGCAAACGGCACCUUCACAGCAGCAGCCAAGCCUACAGCAGCAGCAGCAGCAGCAGCAACAGCAGCAGCAGCAACAACAACAACAGCAGCAGCAGCAGCCACAGCAGCUCCAGCCUCCAUCGGCGGCCCCACCACAGCACCAGCUCCCCUCUCAGAUCCUUCAUCCUUCUCAGCCCCUGCACCAACGGCCCAUGUCUCCCCCAACUCUCACACCCCAGGGCUUGCUUUCUUCCCAGCCUCCUCAGAUGUUGCUUGAGGAUGACGAGGAGCCUGGGUCUACAACCCCUAUGAACCAAGUACAGUUAUACCUGCAGCAGUUUCAGCAGGCCCGUCAGCCCCAGCAGUCCAUGCAGUCGCUCCAGGCGCAGGCUCGCCAGCAACAGCAGCCAGGGCAGACAUCUCUCCUGCAGUCUGUCCAGGGGCAAUCGCAACUGUCCUCUCAGACCCCACUGCCUCCCACACAGCUCCCUGUUCAGUCCCAGGCACAACCCACAGCGUCACAUCAGCCCCCACCCCAACAAAUGCCACUUCACCAGGCACGCCACAUGCAGCACACUCAGCAGCAGCCACCACAGCCGCAGCAACUGAACUACCAGCAGGGUCCAGGACUAGCUGGUCAGUCCCAGGGAUCCCAGCAUAAGGUAUCCAUGUCCACCAACAAACAACAGCAAAUCAUACAGCAAGAGCAGCCCUCCCCUCGUCCAAGCAAGGCUGACCCUUAUAACACAGGUCACUUGAGGGACAACCCAUCUCCUCUCGUUAUGCAUUCCCCACAACUCCCCCAGUAUCCAACCGUGUCUCACCAGUCUCCACCUCAGAACAUGCAACCCAAAAAGCAGAGAGCCCCUGGGCCCCAAGUUGGUUUGAAGGAGGAGAAACUUCCUCCAUCACCAGUGAUGAGAGGCGAGCCAUUUAACCCUGCCAUGAGACCAGAUCACCACAAACAUCCUGAAAACAAGCCUUCUCAACCAGGCCAUGGCCAACCGAAUGUGAAGUCCAUGGAAAGUUCCUCACGACCUGUCAUUCGUUCGUCAGAGCCCAUUGGGCCCCCCCCUUCCCUGCAGGACAAGGAUAAGUAUAAGCAAGAGUCUAAAGCGCCAGUUGCUCCCAAAAAGGUCCAGGAUGUGAAACUGAAAAACAUGGGCUCAUGGGCAAGCCUGGCACAAAAAUCUACAUCGGCGCCCUUAUCUGCAGUUAAGUCAUCAAGCGAUAGUUUUGAGCAGUUCCGCCGUGCAGCCCGGGAGAAAGAGGAGAGGGAAAAGGCCUUGAAGGCUCAGGCUGAGCAGGCGGAAAAAGACCGGCUACGCAGAGAGCAGGACAAACUACGAGGUCGAGAUGAAGAGGACAUAAUGGAACCAACCAGAAGGGUGCACGAGGAGCCACGUAGGCGUCUGGAACAACAGCACAUCCCAGCCCCCUCGCAGCAACAACAACAACAGCAGCAGCAGCAAGAGCCUCCGCCAGUCGCUGUCCAGCAGCCUCCUCAACCCCCCACACCACCUCAACCUGCCACACAAAACCCAUUGGACCAACAGAGGGAGCUAGCACGCCGCCGUGAGCAAGAGAGGAGGAGGCGAGAAGCUAUGGCAGCAACUAUCGACAUGAAUUUCCAAAGUGACUUAAUGGCUAUAUUUGAGGAGAACCUGUUUUAAGAAGAGCUACAACUGAAACGUAACUGCAAAAAAAAAAAAAAAAAGAAAAAAAGGAAAAAAAACAAAACAAAAAGACUUGGAUAAUGUAGACUUCUGAGAAAGAGACAAAGAGAUUUGGAGCCCACUCGCCACAGAGGAACUUGGACUGUAUUUAGGCCUGACUGGGCCUCGGUGGGCCGUCACAGCUUGUUUCGCCCCUGUGGACUGAACACACGUAAGAAAUGAGGAAGGGUGCAUCAUUUUGGAUGUCAUUUCCUGGGAAUUUGGGUUUGCCUGCCUGAAAUCUCCUAAACGGAGAGAAAGAACCCAUGUUGGCACAGUUGCCUUUGUCACACUUUGUUUCAGUGUGCGUGGUUGCAACAAAAACUGCAAGAAUAGACAUCCUAAUAAUUAUGAAAAUGCUCUGAUAAUGUACUGACAGACUGUGCAGAGGCUUUUUGAAACUGCCAGAUGUCUAAGGUGGUGAAGAAGACUGGUCUUUUAUGUUGUUAUGUUUUUGUCUGUUGCAAGUGAACACGACUUCCAUACUGUAAAUCAUGUAUAUUUCUCAGCAGAGAAGGUACAGUUUGCCUUACACCUCUUUCCUAAACAGACCAUUAUGUUCUGUGGCCUGCACACAUGGACAAACCAAUAACAUUUACAACCAGGAGUAGGAGCAGUGCAGACCUUUUUUUUCAUCGUCUAGUAUCUACUGUAAAGAAGUAUUUUCUUAUACUACAAUAACUGUUAUUUUGGAUCUUUUCUUUCCUCUUUAAGUCUUUGAAUCUUCACACCGACACACUCCACCACCUAUGUCUAUGCCAAACAACCCAUUCUCUUAUGCUAAAUUUCUUGUCCUGAAACAUGGUAGGUAGCUAGAGAAAAUCCCUGAAUAUAUGCAUUAUGAUAGUUCCAAUAAGUAUUUAUCAAAGACAGAUCAGUUAAAGUUUUCAGUCUGCCUUGUAUUUUUUAUUUAAAACUCGAACAGGAACUUGUUCACAGAGGAGAGGAAAAGUCCAGCAGUUCUGAGCUUUAGUUGGAAUAUGAUUUCACUACAGGUGUCGUACCGUUAUUCGUAUUACACUUAGAGACGUAACGUUGGGAAUGUUCAUAUCAUUGGCCUGUUCUCAAGAAUCACACUACUAGAUCAGUUGACAGAAUAAUAAGAUGAGGAUCCCCUUUUCGUUCUUUUUGUCAGCCACAGUUUUGAGGCGACAGGAGGUCAAACGGGGGGAAGAAGACAAACACUUAACACCUUUCUGUAGAUGUUACUUGAAUCAGGUUAGCUUUUAAAAAAACAAAAAAAAAAAAGAAUAGCUGAAGGGACCGAAAUGAGCUCCGAGUUAGGAAUCAAAUCGUCUUCGAAAUCACUGGGGACACACUGACUAAACAAAAUAAAAACACAAAUGAUACAGAAGUAAAGAAACGCUGAAAAAAGUUUUGAUUUCUAUCUUUGUUCUUGUUCGAUAAUAGUGGAUGUGAGUUAUAAUUCUGUUCUCGGAGACACUGUUUGGCCAGGGGAUGAUGUGAAACUUGAAUGCAUCUUAUCCUCUCCGCUUGUCUCUUAUGGUGUUUUUCUCCAGUGCCUGUAUUGUAUUGCAAUUCUCGUUGGCUUAUAUUACACUUUGAGGGAGGGGGAGGGGGAUAGAAAAGAGGGCGAGUCAGGACUGGGCGGUGUAAUAUUUGAGAGGGGAGGGAGAUUUUUGAAAGAGUUUGUGUAGAAAAAAAAAUAAUAAUAAAAAAAGGAAGAGACAGCGUUUUAUAUUUUACCCGUUGUCAAUAUUCGGGUUUUAAAUUUAGUUUUAGCUGGACUUCUAUGAGUGUACACACCUGACAACUACUUUCUCAUUUUGUUCAAUCAACAGAUUUUAGGUAGGUAUGUUUCAGCGUUGCCACACUAGCGUUUGAGUCUGGUCUGUAAGUGUGACUGUGUACAUUUGGACGGCUGUGUGACUCUGCGUUUUUUUUUUUGUUUAUUAUUAUUAUUUUUUUAAAAAGUGUGUGGUGCAGGGAGGCAUGUUCCCCAAUGUAGAUAAGCAUUCUAUUGAUGAGGAGAAUAAACGGAUAAACAGUACUUCAGGAGAACUUGUUUCCAUGCUUCAGUCACCUUUUUAAUUUCUAUGAAGUUCACCAUAUAUGAAUAUAUAAUUUUUAUUAUUAUUAGACUGGUUUGGAAAGGGUUAAAAAAAA
Sphaeramia orbicularis (orbiculate cardinalfish) is the source of this 7338-nucleotide messenger RNA. RefSeq names its product bromodomain containing 4 (gene brd4). The transcript has 19 exons. The record is from RefSeq and is a predicted model, not a curated record. The coding region runs from base 556 to 5169 and encodes 1537 amino acids. Lineage: Eukaryota; Metazoa; Chordata; Actinopteri; Kurtiformes; Apogonidae. Gene Ontology annotation, cellular component: nucleus; chromatin. Gene Ontology annotation, biological process: regulation of DNA-templated transcription; chromatin remodeling.